Messenger RNA from Drosophila erecta, 1769 nucleotides. RefSeq lists its product as uncharacterized. Bases 299 to 1333 code for a protein of 344 amino acids. The transcript is spliced from 2 exons. Gene Ontology annotation, cellular component: nucleus; transcription regulator complex. Gene Ontology annotation, molecular function: DNA binding. Gene Ontology annotation, biological process: regulation of transcription by RNA polymerase II. Lineage: Eukaryota; Metazoa; Arthropoda; Insecta; Diptera; Drosophilidae. The record is from RefSeq and is a predicted model, not a curated record.
ACCGUUAAGCAGCUGUUUGGCCAGAGUUGCCAGGCGUAGUUACUUCUUUUAUUUGAAGUGGCAAAGCGAAUUUGCGAGAUUUAGCAACAGCGAAGUUUUGUAUAUUCACUCAAAACGCAGCAAAGCAAGCCAGAAUUUCGGGAUUUAAAAGUCGUACGAUUGAGUUGGUUCGCUCACACAUUCGUUCAGUUUGCUGUGAGCGCGGUGAAUGCUGUGAACAUCGCGUUGAAAGUUUGGCAUUCUCAAGUUCCGGGGCAUUGCAUUUGUUGACAAACCGCAGUUUCUGGUCUAGUACGCCAUGAAAUCAGAUAACUACCGUCUCAUAGUGGAGGUGUCUAAGCGACGGUGUCUGUGGGAUACCAACAUGUCCAUGGCGUACCGCAACCAGGACGCAGCGCUCCAGUGGGCGAGUGUUGCGCAGAUUAUGCAGCAGGAUGUCGCGCUCUGCAAGAAACGUUUCAAGGGAAUGCGGGACAGUUACCGGGCGGAGGUGCGCAAGAUACAGCAGAAACGCAUCGAGAUGUCCCACUGGCCGUACUUCCGCUCACUAGAGUUCAUGCGCCACAUCUUCGAUCCGGAGCGUCUGGUGCCCUUUCCCCCGGAGCCCUUCGUUAUGGACACCGAUCAGCCGGACGUCUGUGACCCCACCCGCCUAGUUGACUUCGCGAUCGAUGUGGAUUUGGACAAUGAUGACUCUGUUGAUUUUGAGAUCAUCGAGGACAUAUUCCAGCGGGAACCGUCAGUGCCCCAGGACUCGGGCUCGGAUAAAGGUUCGCUGAUUAAGCCGUUGGACUCCUCAUCCUCGGGCGCCCAUCGCUCCGAUCAGGAUCUUUCGCCCACGUUGCCCAUGCACUUGCCGAGCCAUCAACAAUUCCUGCCACGUCCACCACCGCCCUCGAAGAGAGUACGUCGGAGGAAGACUUCGCCGUCGAACGAUGGCCCCCUUUUAAAUGGAUACGCCAGCCAGGCGACAAAAACUGUUACUGAAGCCGAUGCUAAGAACGAUUCGGACUUAAGUUUUAUGCUAAGCAUGAUGCCUCACGUCAAGUGUCUGUCACCCAUUAGCAACCUCAAGUUUCGAAUGGAGAUGGCGCGUGUUCUAGUGGAACUCAGGGAGGAGGAUCAACAGAUGCUCACAGCGGCGGAACCAGGAGCCGUUCCUGAGCGAGGGCUGCCCAAACUAACGCCCGCCCCGAAUUCGAGUUUUGCCUCUCAGCUGGAGAAAAACCAUUGCCAUCUAUCCAGUGCUCUACAAUCGCCAUCUACAAUAGACUAUGUGGACAGCUCCAUGAUUGAGUGCGAUGUCAAGAUAGAGAAUGAACCCUUAGUAUGAAAACUUCGUUUUCAGCUUUCUACCAAAUUUAUACGAUUUUACAUUCAGCAGUAAUUUUCUAAGGAAUUACCAAACAAAUAUUUCUUUCAUUUAUAUUGUUGCAAGUUUUAGAGGAAACACUACUCAAACAUGAGUAGUUGGCAAAAUCGUUAGCAUAAGAACAUUGACUUGCUUGUAAAACAUUGAUUUCUAUUGGGCAAUAGAUUGGACUCCGUUAAUGGCAGUUGUGACCUGUUCUUAAGCAAUAUAUAACAUAAAGAUAAGAACUGCUGAUGCUGUUAAAAGUUUGAGGUUUGGCUUAUCUUUGGGCUUUCAUCUGGAAGGAGUGUUGAUGGAUUUGGAUUGACUUCAGAUUCCGAUUUUAAAUAGACCCCUUAUUUAUAUGCGCAUACAAUUUAUAAAAGAGGGAAAACAUUUUAAGAGGGAGAUAAUCCUA